Trichobilharzia szidati is the source of this 1667-nucleotide messenger RNA. Lineage: Eukaryota; Metazoa; Platyhelminthes; Trematoda; Strigeidida; Schistosomatidae. The record is from the annotation of a GenBank genome assembly.
CUUGUAAGCUAUGUUGUACUUUUAUCUUAAAUGCAGGCAAACAAUGACUUAUCCUUCCUCGUGGAUGUCUGAAUUGCCCCCGCAUAUAUCGCGAAAACCCCUUAAUUUGAUAUCUAUUCCAGGUAGCCAUGAUUCAUUCACAUAUUCCAUUACUCAAAGUAGCCGACCUUCACCAGAGGGACCUAUCUAUCAUCUAGCCAAAUAUAUUCCUCGUAAACUGUUAAGUCGAAUCUUAUACCCAUGGAGUGUGACACAGUCAUUAAGUUUAUCCGACCAGUUAAAAGCUGGUAUUCGAUAUUUUGAUUUUCGUGUGUGCUCCAAAAGAAAAGGAAAAAGAAGAAGGUUAAAACAGAGUGAUAGUAUUGAUUAUGAAUUUUACUUAGUACAUGGACAAUACGCCAAUCUACUUUCAAAAGAACUUCAAAGUAUUCUGGACUUUCUUCAGUCCAAUCCCAAGGAAAUUGUUAUUGUGGAUUGUAAUCAUUGUUAUUAUUUUGAAACAGAUGAACAGAAAAAUUGCUUUGAAUCACUUGUACUAAAGACUAUAGGUACCAGUAUGUUUCCUUACCAACCAAACAUUCCCUCCUUAAACGAUAUGUGGAAUGCUAAACAGCAAAUCAUAUUUAUAUCUUCUCAUCGAAAGAAUCAUGAGAUAAAGCACUACAAAUUUUGGCCAUCUAAUUGCAUUGAAUCAUUUUGGCCUGAAACUAUUGACCCACUGACUAUGAUAUGCUUUUUAAAUAGACAUAUUGGACCUCAUCAAUAUCGACCAGCCAAUUCUUUCUAUGUACAUCAAGGUGUUCUCACACCGACAGUGGCAUUCAUUUUACGCCAUCCAUUUUCUUCAGUUCAUCAUUUAGCUAAAAUUGCUGCAAAAUACUUUGAAGGUUGGGUAAAUAAUCCUGAUCGUCGAGCUGGUGUAAACGGUGUUAAUAUUACACUGAUCGAUUAUGUUUCAACAACGUAUCCCAGUUACAUACUUGAUGUUAUAUCGAUAAAUUAUAAAACUUGGCCAAGAUGUUAAACUAAUUGCUCAACUGUUUAAGACAUCAACAUACACCUCUAUUCAUAUUUUAUAUUCUUUCAGUCUUGUUUUAUUUUUUAUUAUACUUGAUCUUACUUAUUUAUUAUAAGUUAACUUCUUAUGAUCUGGUGAUUUUUGAAUAAUUUUCUUUUAUUUAUCUGUGAUAUAAAUAAUUUCACUGACUCUUCUUUUUGUUUUUAUGAAAGUUUUAUUUAUAUUUUCUGUCAGUAAACUUAUACACUUACGAAUUAUGAUGAUCAUACUUUUAUCGCCUGCAUUCACUUUCUUUUUCUUCUGCUGAAAAUUAUGGUUAAUGAUUCCAUGGGUUCCCCCUUGCUGAAUACUGACGACUAAUCAACUACUGUGGCAUAACUGUAUUGAUGAGUCAACAAAUAACUAAUUCAAACGAUUUCAUAAAUCCAGGCUUCAAGGUUAUCCAAUCGCAUUAUAAUAGACAUUCUACUUCGGUUUAAUUUGUCCAGAUUGGUGUAAGCUAGUUGGUGGUCUAAGCGUCUUUCAGCUGGUUUACACAAAGUCAAGGGGAUAUAAAAGUUGUCGGAUAUAACUGUUUAUAGACGUUACCUAGUUAUUACUAUACCUUCGAUGUCGUACUAAUGGUGAAUACCGUUUUCUGGUCGCUUGG